AUGCAAGCUCGAGACUCAGAUGGGAUGAUAAUGUCUAUGGAUGGCGCUAUGGAUCUAGCAUCUGGCAACAUGCUCACCUAUUUGCAUUUCACCAUUGGUGGUGAUAUUCUCUGGUUCGAAGGCUGGGUACCGCAAGGACCCGGAGCGAUGUUCGGUGCUUGUGUGGGCUUGUUCUUGCUUGCGCUCGUAGAUCGAUGGAUUGCAGCCUGUAGAGCGAUGAUGGAAGUUCAUUGGGCGAAAAGGGCUCAGAUUGCAUACACCAACAAGCUCAAUGCGAAUGGAGAUUCGGAGAAGAAGAAGAGAACAGUCCCUCCGUCGACAGUGGGCAACACUCUUCUUCUGCGACGUGCUCCACCUUUCAUCCCUGCUCACGAUAUCGUUCGAGGAAUACUGCACGCUGGACAAGCUGCGUUCAGUUUCGCGUUCAUGCUGGUUGUUAUGACCUUCCAAUUGGGUUUCAUUAUCUCAAUAAUCGUUGGGCUCGGAGUAGGCGAAACGUUGUUUGGACGCUAUGCCCAUGCUGGGACGACGUUGCAUUGA
This is a messenger RNA of Lentinula edodes (shiitake mushroom), 540 nucleotides long. RefSeq names its product CTR copper uptake transporter. Lineage: Eukaryota; Fungi; Basidiomycota; Agaricomycetes; Agaricales; Omphalotaceae. The coding region runs from base 1 to 540 and encodes 179 amino acids. The record is from RefSeq and is a predicted model, not a curated record. Gene Ontology annotation, cellular component: plasma membrane. Gene Ontology annotation, biological process: intracellular copper ion homeostasis; copper ion transmembrane transport. Gene Ontology annotation, molecular function: copper ion transmembrane transporter activity. The transcript is spliced from 3 exons.